AUGCAGGUGUCGCAGAAGCUGCGUUUGCCUCCGUUCUUACACACGGAUUCAUAUAGAAAGCAGGUUGUUAUUGAUGGAGAAACGUGUUUGUUAGACAUCCUGGACACUGCUGGGCAGGAGGAGUACAGCGCCAUGCGGGACCAGUACAUGAGGACGGGGGAAGGUUUCCUCUGUGUCUUUGCCAUUAACAACAGUAAAUCAUUUGCUGAUAUUAACCUCUACAGAGAACAGAUAAAGAGAGUGAAAGAUUCAGAUGAUGUGCCAAUGGUGCUAGUGGGAAAUAAAUGUGAUUUACCCACAAGAACAGUAGACACAAAACAGGCUCAAGAAUUAGCAAAAAGCUAUGGAAUCCCCUUCAUCGAGACAUCUGCUAAAACAAGACAGGGUGUGGAAGAUGCUUUUUACACACUGGUGAGAGAGAUUCGACAGUACCGGAUGAAAAAGCUCAACAGCAACGAAGAUGGGAAUCAAGGCUGUAUGGGAUUGUCUUGUGUCGUGAUGUGAGAAGAUGCCAAGAACACCUGGUUCAGAUGUAGCUGAUGGACGAAUCUCGAUGCCACUGUGUUGCAUCUUAGGAUGAUGCCCUGUAGCAUUUUGGUACCAGCUCAUUAGUACAAGGUCCUUUUCUGUGCUCCAUCUGAAGAGAACAUCUCUGGCAUAUACCUCUUUGCUCAGUUAAUAGAGCAGUCACAUCUCUUGAUGCACUGGGAUUCUUUUCUGAUUUAUCUGGGUUUGUUCAAGAAGAAAACCAAUCAUGAGAGAAGUGAAUUUUAGAGACUAAAUGCUGUGAAAAAGAUGACACUUUACCUCUAGAGUGAAAGAUAAACAUGAUUUUUGUCCCCAUUUUAUUGGACUCAGAUUUGCAGUGCUGUCUGAGAAGUGGCCCUAAAAAUUCCCC
Molecule: messenger RNA, 898 nt
Organism: Tinamus guttatus (white-throated tinamou)
Lineage: Eukaryota; Metazoa; Chordata; Aves; Tinamiformes; Tinamidae
Source: RefSeq, a predicted model, not a curated record